AUCUAAUGAUGUACAAUACGGUUUCUGUGAUAUUUUUGGUGCCGUUUUUGGCAAGUUUGAACCAUGCUUUAACCACAUUUCCAGUCAAUUACAAUAUUACAAUUAAUCCAGAUUUGGAUAAUUUGAACUUUACAAGUGAAACAAUUAUUUCCAUUCAAGUGGAGGAAACAAUAGAAAAUGUGACAUUAAAUUUCAAAAAUCUAAUAAUUAGUGAUCCAAUCAAAAUCACUAAUUCAAAAGCUGAAGAAGUAACAAAUAUUUUGUUAAAUGAAGAAAACGAGACUUUAGUUUUCCAUUUUCAAAACCCACUGGCACCAGACUUGUAUCUUGUGAAUAUCAUUUCCCGUGGUAAGAUAAACACAAAUUUAGAAGGUUUCUAUCAGGUUGAGACACAAAACAAGAAAAUUUUUCUGACAAAUUUCCACUACACCAAAGCGCGUCAAGUUUUUCCCUGUUUUGACCAUCCAAAUUUUUUGUCAACAUUUACCUUGACUCUCACACAUCCGAAAAACUACAAAUCGGUUGCAAGUAGUGUCAAAAUUUCAGAAACUGACAUAGAUCAGGCUACAGUUAAGUCUGUUUUUGCACAAUCAGACCCCUUGCCUCCUCAUUUAUUUGCUUUUGCCAUCCACGACUUGGCUCAAGUCAAAUACGAGGAAGUUUCAGUGAUUACAAGAGACAGGAACGAAACUGAAUAUCUUGGACAAUGGUCAAAAACCGUUUUGUAUCAUUUCCAACAAAAUGAACCCUAUCGAAUUGAGAAAUUGGACCAGAUUGUUAUCCCCGAUUCUGGCUUGUCGCAAGAUGUUGUGGUCAAUGUCGGAUUAAUUUUUUAUAGAGAAUCUGUGGUAUUUUAUAAUACAGAACGAGAAACACUAGAAGAUAAGCAAGAGAUAGGAAAACUGGUCGCUGGGGCGGUUGUUAGGCAGUGGUAUAAGUAUGCAAACACGACCAAAUGGUGGUCCAACUUGUGGAUUAGUGAAGGAAUCUCCUCCUUGUACCAGUUUAACAUUUUGGAAAAUUAUUGGAAAUGGAGAGUUUUUGAACAGUUUCUAAUACAAGAACUUGAAGACACGUUUGAUUAUGAUGCCAAUAUAGGGAUUACAACCAGUGUUGCAAAUCCGGACGACUUUUCACAAUUUCACAAAAUUAAAUCUUUUGCUCUGGUUAGGAUGUUUUUACAUUUGUCACAACCUGGCGAUAUUCUUGAAGAUGAUAAUGUAAUGGCUUUGUCAUGGACACAGAAACCUGGAUUUCCGGUUGUGGAAGUGAAAAGAAAUGCCAAUAUUUUUACACUUAAGCAAACUGGUGUCUCCUCUAUCCCGAUUACAGUUGUGUUUUCAAUCCCCAUUAGUGUUGUUUUUCAAGAUGAAACAGACCUUAGUUAUGACUUAAUUUUAGAAGAAAGUAGUCAACAAGCAAACUUAUCAAUGUCAGAGUCUUGGUAUAUCGUAAAUUAUGACCGAUAUGGAUACUUCCGGACAAAUUAUGACAAUGACAAUUGGCAAAAACUUAUAGUGUUGUUACAAAACUCAAACAUCGAUAAAAUUAGUCCACUAAACAGAGCAGCAUUAAUACAAGAUUCAUUUAAUUUGGCAAAGUCAAAUUUGUUAUCAUAUGACAUUUAUUUAGAAUUAACUAAAUAUUUAAAAAAAGAAACAGAUUAUAUUCCUAUUUACGCGUUUAUUAAGACUGCAAAUCGUCUUAAAGCUCUGUUUGCCGAAACAAAUAUUCAAAACACAUUUAUGGAACAUGCAAGAAAUUUAGUUCAACAUAUGUACAACAAAAUUGGAACCUCUCUUACGCCUUUAGACACCCAUUUAGACACUUUGAGUCGUAUCAAAAUUUUAACGUGGCUGUGCGAUUUUGGACUGGACAGUUGUCGAAAAGAAAUGUUUGAAAAACUAAGUCAAGGAAAAGGAGUUGAACCAGAUUUACAAGAACUCGUGUAUUGUGGAGGAAUGCGUCUUGGUACUUUGGAAACAUUUAUGUUUCUCAAAGAACAGCACAACAAACAUAAAAAAAAUAGAAUUUUGAAAAGUAUGGCUUGCACUUCUGAUAUUGGCCUUUUAAGGAAUUACUCGCUGGCUAUUGUUGACGAUAAUAUAAUCCUUCGCCUUAAUCCCGAAUUUAAAUUAAGUGCACUGAAGGCUAUUAUAGAUGGAAGUGAUGCUGGCGUUAAUGUCAUACUUGAUGUUGUUAAAAAAUAUUUGGAAUAUAUUUUAAAAAGUUUUACAGUUGAAGAAAUUGCAGAAAUAUUUAUUUCUUUAUCAAAAAAAUUGGUAACUGAAGAACAGAAUGCAAAGAUUGAUGAAAUUGUGGCUUGUCUCGAUAAUGAUCAAAAAGUAGCAUAUGGCAAAAUUUUCGAAACUGUGAAAAUAAACAUCAAAGAAAAUAUUGCUUGGAGGAAAACCCAUUUGGACGUUUUUAGAAAAUGGUUAAAAGUGGAUGAAAGUACAACAACUAGUACAACAACUACAACAACGACAACGGAAAGUACGACACCUGGAGGAGCAGCCGCAUUGAAAAUAUCAUUGUUUAGUUGUUUAAUGUAUUUAUGCCUAUUUGUUUUAUUUUAAUGUAAUGGAAGAAAAUUAUUAUUUAUAAUAACACACAAACAGUUUAAUAAACAUGUCACAAAAA
Tribolium madens (black flour beetle) is the source of this 2643-nucleotide messenger RNA. Its product is annotated as glutamyl aminopeptidase-like. The record is from RefSeq and is a predicted model, not a curated record. NCBI's taxonomy places the organism in Eukaryota, Metazoa, Arthropoda, Insecta, Coleoptera, Tenebrionidae. Gene Ontology annotation, cellular component: cytoplasm. Gene Ontology annotation, biological process: proteolysis; peptide catabolic process. The coding region runs from base 6 to 2579 and encodes 857 amino acids. The transcript has 10 exons. Gene Ontology annotation, molecular function: metalloaminopeptidase activity; zinc ion binding; peptide binding.